GCUGUUAGCAGCACAUCCGCAGCACUACCCCCUAUUAGGAUACAACAUCCCCUCCUGACUGCACCAGUGCCCGGGAACUGAACAUGCCUGCCGACAGCAUGGAGAAGCCUACCGCAUCCCCAAUUGCAGGGGCACCGGCGAGCUCAGCACAGACUCCGGAUAAACCCAAGAGUGCCAGUGAGCAUAGAAAGUCAUCCAAACCCAUCAUGGAGAAGCGCAGGAGAGCGCGGAUCAAUGAGAGCCUGGGCCAGCUAAAGACCCUCAUUCUGGAUGCGCUGAAAAAAGAUAGCUCCAGACAUUCUAAACUGGAAAAGGCCGAUAUCCUGGAAAUGACAGUCAAGCACCUUCGGAACCUGCAGCGAGUGCAAAUGACAGCCGCUCUUACAGCCGAUCCCUCAGUACUAGGGAAGUACAGAGCCGGAUUUAACGAGUGCAUGAACGAAGUCACCCGAUUCCUCUCCACCUGUGAGGGCGUCAAUACUGAAGUGAGGACCAGGCUUCUCGGUCACCUCUCAAGCUGCCUGGGACAGAUAGUAGCCAUGAAUUACCAGCAACCCCCCUCCAGCCAGCAACCACUGCACGUACAGCUUCCUUCCAGCACCCCUGCCCCUGUGCCCAUGCCUUGCAAGGUGAACCCAGCAGAGGCCAUCUCUCCCAAAGUAUUCCAGGGAGGAUUCCAGCUGGUGCCAGCCACCGACGGGCAGUUUGCUUUCCUUAUUCCCAACCCAGCUUAUACCACCAGCCCCGGACCUGUUAUCCCUCUAUAUGCCAACACCAACGUGACAUCGCCUGGCGGUCCCCAGAGUCAAUCUCCAGUGCAGGGACUCACCACCUUCGGCCACAAGAUGCCUCACAUGGCACAAGCUGUCAGUCCCCUAGGGGGCAGCACCGGGGCGGACAGCGCUGAGUCCGUGUGGAGACCAUGGUGAUAACGCGAACAGCCAUCAGACUGUGUAUAUAUUGGUUCCGUUGUAUGGGACCCUGCCUUAAAGACAAUCUGCACAAAAUGCUAUUUAUUUCCAAAUUUGGGGAUUUCACUUUUUUAUUGUUUAAUAAAUAAAACAAACUUGUAUAGAUGACCCAUUUUUGUAACAAAGCUCUUUUUUCUGAGAUGUUUUUUAGUUUUGUACAAUUGCGUACAAAAAUGUGUAUGCCAAAGUUUAUUGUGUUGGUUUUUGUGUCAAAAACUUUCCGAACAUGCAGGAGUUUUAUUGAAUAAACUCUUUUCAUUUGAA
Molecule: messenger RNA, 1235 nt
Organism: Xenopus tropicalis (tropical clawed frog)
Lineage: Eukaryota; Metazoa; Chordata; Amphibia; Anura; Pipidae
Gene: hes4
Product: hes family bHLH transcription factor 4
Exons: 4
Coding region: 84-929 (281 amino acids)
Biological process (GO): regulation of DNA-templated transcription; negative regulation of transcription by RNA polymerase II
Cellular component (GO): nucleus
Molecular function (GO): protein dimerization activity; DNA binding
Source: RefSeq, marked provisional